GUUUUUCAUCAUGGCUCUAAUAGUGAAUCCGUCGCAGGCCUGCUCCUUGUUCUUCUUCUCCCGCUGCCGGGGGCACCUGUCGCCUGCGGGCUUCGAGGGGCCGGAGCCCGCCUUGUCCACUACCAUCUCCCCACCGGCGCCCGCGACGGACCAGAGGAGAAAUACGGACUGCUGUCCUUGUCCCCCGGGGACUUCUCCCCCCCCGCCGGCCGCUGUGCCCCCGCCGGCUGCGGCCCUGCGGUCCCUCCCUCACGGGGUCCGUUGGGCACCGGCCGCCGCGGGCGGUCCCCCGGACACGCGACCGUUGCCAGGCAACGCGUCAACAACCCGCCUGGGAAGCGCAAAGGGAGCCGGAGAGAGACCCAGCGGCCCCGCCCGGCUGUGCCCCCUCUCGGUGCGCCGAACACCGAGGCGACAGACGGCAAUCAGGGAGAAAGUCAUUAGCGAAGUGUUUGUCAGGUUCAACUCCAGCCAUGGCUUCCCGGUGGAGGUUGGUUCGGAUGCCAGCAUCCUCCAGCUGAAGGAGGCAGUUGCCCAGCGACAGGGAGUUCCAGCCGACCAGCUGCGGGUGAUUUUUGCAGGGAGGGAGCUCAGCAAUGACUUGACACUGCAGAAGUGUGACUUGGCCCAGCAGAGCAUUGUUCAUAUUGUUCAGAGUCCACAGAAGAACGGUCAGAACAAGGAGGGGACAGAAAAUAACUGUGUUGGAGGUAUUCUAAAAGCCUUGGAAAGAGAACCUGAAAGCCUAACUCGCGUAGAUCUCAGUACCAGCAUCCUUCCAUCACUAUCUGAAGGUUUGGCUGUUAUUCUGGAUCCUGGAAAAAGCAGUGUUUCUCUUCCCUCUGAAAAAUUAGGUGCAGUUAGUUACAACAGUUUUUACGUUUUUUGCAAAAAUUUCUGCCAAGCUGUGAAGCCUGGGAAACUGAGGGUCCGCUGCAAUGUGUGUAAACAAGGAACCCUGACCUUGGAUAGGGGCCCAUCUUGCUGGGAUGAUGUGCUGAUUCCCAACAGAAUAAGAGGUGUUUGCCAGUCCCAAGGGUGCAAUGGAAAUGUAGCGGAGUUUUACUUUAAAUGUGGAGCACACCCAACCACUGACAGUGAAACAUCCGUGGCUUUGAACCUCGUUACAACAAACAGUCGCUGUAUCACAUGUAUAACAUGCACUGAUAUUAGGAGUCCUGUGCUUGUGUUCCAGUGUGUGCAUCGCCAUGUCAUUUGCCUGGACUGUUUCCAUUUGUACUGUGUGACUAUGCUGAAUGACCGUCAGUUCAUCCAUGACCCGGAGCUUGGCUAUUCCCUCCCUUGUGUAGCUGGCUGUCCAGAUUCCUUGAUUAAAGAGCUUCAUCACUUCAGAAUUCUGGGAGAAGAACAGUACAACCGCUACCAGCGCUAUGGGGCUGAGGAAUGUGUGCUGCAGAUGGGAGGAGUGCUGUGUCCAACGCCCAGCUGUGGAGCCGGUUUGCUUCCUGAGCCAGGGUUGAAGAAAAUUGUGUGUGAACCAGGCAAUGGAAUAGGCUGUGGGUUUGUGUUCUGCCGUGAAUGUAAAGAAGAAUACCAUGAAGGGGAAUGCAACUCUCUCCUCAACCCUCAGGGAGCCAUGGUCCAGAAGGGGUAUGUAGUUGAUGAACAUGCAGCCAUGCAAGCUCGAUGGGAAGAAGCAUCUAGAGACACAAUCAAGAAGACAACCAAGCCAUGCCCCAACUGCAAUAUUCCAGUAGAAAAAAAUGGUGGCUGCAUGCACAUGAAAUGUCCUCGCCCUCAGUGCAGAUUUGAGUGGUGCUGGAACUGUGGCCUGGAGUGGAACAGAACCUGCAUGGGAGAUCACUGGUUUGACUAGUGGUGCUGAGGACAGCCUGUGCUGCUGCUGCUAAAGCUUUCAUUGGGGCCAAAUUCUGAACUCCUUGCUUAAGCAAAAUUCCCAGAGGUUUCAGGGACCCAGGGUUCAGAAGUUGGCCUCGUUUGUUGGUUUUUUUGCUUUCUUGCAUAUGCAAUCAUACCAAAAUCACAUUGAAGUUAUGACAAGGGGUUUAAAUUCACUAAGUAAAGAGAGUUAUUGUUUUAAUGGACAGACUUGCUCAUUGUGGUACAAAGAGGGGUAAAGUGCAACUUUCUGAACUCGUGCAGUCUGUCAGCAUGGAGAGCAGACAGGGUUACCAUGAGGAACUUUACUUGACAUUUAUAGUCAGGAAUCCAUCAGUCUUGCGAGAGUGAGGAGCCUGCACAGUGUGUAUGUGAGUGUGUGAGCAUCAAGAGGGUAGAGGAUCUGCUUUUUUCUUUGACCACUUCUUUGCUCAUUCAGCACAAAUUUUGAUUUUGAGGCAGUAUUUCUUAACAGCUUUUUUGGCAAAGGGAAAAGACUGUAGCUCUAAAGUGUUUUCUCAGGGUUUCUUCCUAUUC
Pipra filicauda (Wire-tailed manakin) is the source of this 2397-nucleotide messenger RNA. RefSeq names its product parkin RBR E3 ubiquitin protein ligase (gene PRKN). The record is from RefSeq and is a predicted model, not a curated record. NCBI's taxonomy places the organism in Eukaryota, Metazoa, Chordata, Aves, Passeriformes, Pipridae. Bases 11 to 1837 code for a protein of 608 amino acids. Gene Ontology annotation, molecular function: zinc ion binding; ubiquitin protein ligase activity; ubiquitin conjugating enzyme binding. The transcript is spliced from 13 exons. Gene Ontology annotation, cellular component: Golgi apparatus; mitochondrion; endoplasmic reticulum. Gene Ontology annotation, biological process: regulation of apoptotic process; ubiquitin-dependent protein catabolic process; protein polyubiquitination.